Messenger RNA from Erythranthe guttata (spotted monkey flower), 1496 nucleotides. RefSeq names its product polynucleotide 5'-hydroxyl-kinase NOL9. The record is from RefSeq and is a predicted model, not a curated record. Gene Ontology annotation, biological process: cleavage in ITS2 between 5.8S rRNA and LSU-rRNA of tricistronic rRNA transcript (SSU-rRNA, 5.8S rRNA, LSU-rRNA). Gene Ontology annotation, molecular function: polynucleotide 5'-hydroxyl-kinase activity. Lineage: Eukaryota; Viridiplantae; Streptophyta; Magnoliopsida; Lamiales; Phrymaceae. Gene Ontology annotation, cellular component: nucleus.
CCCUAAAACCCCACAUUACAAUUUUACAAACACUUGGUGCGCUGCGAUAAACCUCACUGUAAAAAACAAAGAAAUCUGAUCGGAAAAUAUGGCGGCGGCGGCAGCGGCAGCGGCAGCUUCCGAAACCUAUAAUCAACCAACAGAAAGCCCGUCACCAAAAAUAUAUAUACCUGAGGAAUGGUCAAAUGCAGUUGACGCCAUAGCCAGUGGCUCCGUUGCUUUUCCAGUUGUUUUUGUAUGUGGCCCUAAGAAUUGCGGCAAAACUACUUUCUCCCGCCACCUCCUCAAUCUUCUUCUCCAGAGGCACAAAAAAGUGGCUUACCUUGACACUGAUGUUGGGCAAACAGAGUUUACUCCUCCUGGUCUUCUAUCACUUACUGUGAUCGAUAAAAUAACACCAGACCUAACUCUUCCAUGCUUGAAAACACCCGAGAGGUGUUAUUUCUUUGGUGACAUCUCCUCAAAGAGGGACCCAUCAGCCUAUUUGUCUUAUAUAUCGGCUCUGUACGACCACUAUCUGAAAGAAUACCGCACGGGUAACAGGACAGAGUCCGGUAAUAGAUCGAAAGGUUUCUCCAGAGAUUGUUCGUUGCCACUUGUCAUAAAUACCCCUGGCUGGGUAAAAGGUAUUGGUUAUGAACUAUUGGUCGACAUGCUAAAUUAUAUAUCUCCUACCCAUGUGGUCAAUAUUCGUAUAUCCGUCGAAAGCAAGAACUUACCUUCCGGAACUUUUUGGUUAAAUGAGGGGAAUUAUGAUGAUGAUGUGUCUGUUAUGGAGAUCAAUGCUGCUCUUCAGGAUCAUUUAAAGAGAUCGAUGCUGGUACAAAAGGACUCGGGCCUUUUACGAGAUAUGCGUAUGAUGGCAUAUUUCAAGCAAUGUUUUCCGAGUGAUAGGAAUAUGUCCACAAUUAAAGAACUUGCUAUUGCAUUAUGUGCUCUCCCACCUUAUGGAGUUGAUGUGUCGAGUGUCAAAAUUAAGCACCUUUACCACAAGGUUCCGGUGAACGAAAUUUAUCGAAGUUUGAAUGCAACUAUUGUUGGGCUGGCGGUUAGUUCAGCGUCUGAGAAAUUGCCUACUUGUGUUGGCUUGGGUAUUGUGAGAGCAGUAGACGCCUCAAAAGGGGUACUCUAUGUCAUAACUCCCGUUCCAGUGCAGAUUCUAGAAGAUGUAAACCUGUUACUUCAGGGCUUUAUUCAAAUCCCUACUUCUUUACUUCAGGCACCGGGUUGUGUUUCUCCUUACAUGUGCGCAAAUGUACUCCCUUAUAUUUAGGAGAGAUCAAAAUGUUGAGCGUUUUUGGUCGAGUGGUACUUUUCUCAUUCUUAUAGUGGGAGGUUCUUGGUUCAAUCCCAGUUAUGUGCGUGUAUGUUAUAAGGCAAAUCCCAAAAAAAGAACAGUUGGAGUAAAAUUCGAUCGACUCAAGUCUAAAAAUUACACAUUACUCGGGAUGUUUAAGUUAUACUAUUUGAUCGGCUUCGAUCUAGAUAUUUCUCCA